AUGUCAAACAGCUCCCUUCCCAAUCUCACGGAAAUUGUCACCCGAGAGUGUGACACAAACCGCCUACCAUCUCGACUUCCGUCUCUUGGCGAUGAUGUACCAACGGCUUGGGUCGCUAUGACCAAUGACUCAUACGGCGGAAUGAGACAGGUCUGCUCUCCCAACUCUGUCAACCUCUACGGAAAUUGCACUCUUUGGUGCGAACUGCCGGCCGAAUUUAUGGACGCCUACGAAGCCUCUGGAUCCAAUAGCUUUGAUGGUUACUUCCUACGACAAUUGAGGGCGACUGGUAUGAACACGUCCCAAAUAGGCAUCUUUUCGGCAAGGGAGAAGGAGAGCGCGGCUCCAGUGACAGGACCUGCGCCUAGCAUUUUGGGCUUGGGGACAUUGGCUUUGGCAGUGUUUGUUGCUUUCAGUUUAUAG
Messenger RNA from Fusarium coffeatum, 423 nucleotides. RefSeq lists its product as uncharacterized. The record is from RefSeq and is a predicted model, not a curated record. The transcript has a single exon. Lineage: Eukaryota; Fungi; Ascomycota; Sordariomycetes; Hypocreales; Nectriaceae. The coding region runs from base 1 to 423 and encodes 140 amino acids.